Molecule: messenger RNA, 1285 nt
Organism: Apis laboriosa (Himalayan honeybee)
Lineage: Eukaryota; Metazoa; Arthropoda; Insecta; Hymenoptera; Apidae
Gene: Dpit47
Product: DNA polymerase interacting tetratricopeptide repeat-containing, protein of 47 kDa
Exons: 6
Coding region: 67-1230 (387 amino acids)
Molecular function (GO): Hsp90 protein binding
Source: RefSeq, a predicted model, not a curated record
UUAUAUUUGUGCACAUUUAUUUAUUAUCAGUAAAUAAAAAAAAUUGAAAUAAACAAUUAUUAAACAAUGGAAGAAAUGAGUGAAAAGAAUAAGAAAUGGACUGAUGAAGAACGAUUAAAACUUGCUUCAAAAUUAGAUGAUGAACUCGAUGAAUAUAUAAGUAAUUUAGAAAAAAAAAGUUAUACAGAAGGAUGGCCAGAAGAUCAGUGGGAACAAGAAAUGGAAAAACAUCCAUUUUUUAUGAAAAAAAUACCAGAACCUGGAGAAGAACUUUCACCCUUGAUGGAAGGAUUGCAACAGCUCAAAUAUGGAGAAGAUGAAAAUACGCCUGAGGAACUUGCUAAUAAUUAUAAAGAAGAUGGAAAUUUCAAUUUUAAAUAUAAAAAAUAUAGAUUAGCUAUUCUGAGUUAUACAGAAGGCAUAAGAACUAAAUGCAAAGAUGUUGAUUUAAUGGCUCAGCUUUAUAAUAAUAGAGCUGCUGCACAUUUUAUGUUAAAAAAUUAUAGAUCAAGUUUAAAUGAUUGCAAACUAGCUUUGAAAUUAAAAUCAAAUUAUACAAAAGCUUUAAAUAGAGCUGCUACUUGUUGUUUAUAUAUAAAAGAUUAUGAUAAUUGCAUUGAUUUUUGUGAUCAGUUACUUGAUGAAUCUCCCACUGAUAAAAUAAUAUUACAUUUAAAAUCACAAGCAGUUGCUGCAAGAGACCGUUUAAAAAGAGAUAAAAGAAAACAAGAUAGAUUAGAAAAGCAAUUAAAUAAAAAAGAAGAAGAAUUAUUAAAUAUAAUAAAAAGAAAUAAGAUUAAUUUAGAAUUGAUCGAAGAAAAUAAAAAUCCAGAUUUAAAAGAUUUAGAACCUCAAAUACCACAAAUAGCACAGAAUAGGGUUCAUUUGGAUGCACAAAAUAAGCUUAUUUGGCCAGUUAUGAUUUUAUAUCCAGAAACACAACAAACAGAUUUUAUACAAAAUUUCCAUGAAGAUACAUUAUUGAUAGAACAAUUAGAACAGUUAUUUAAUGAACCACCUGAAUGGGAUUCACAGAAACGUUAUAUUCUUCAGAAUAUAAAUGUUUAUUUUGAGGGUAAAGAUAAAAGUUCUUUAUAUAAGGUAGACAUUGAUCAGUCUCUAGGGAAAAUAUUGCAGAACGAGCAAUUUAUAGUACGAGGAGGUACACCAGCAUUUUUGAUAUUUGUAAAGUCUAGUGAAGCAGAAAAACGAUUUUUAAUGAAUUAUUAAAUUAUUCUUAAUGAAUUAUUAAAUUAUAUAUAUUAUUUUUAAAUUUAUAAAAAAA